AUGUUUGGGAAACCGCCAUUCCUUCGUUAUCCAUUAUGGCGUUGGACAGCAUUAUGGUCGGUGGCUUCAGUAUUAAUAUCAGGAACUAUUUUUUUGAAACUGCGUCGUCAUGAAGCUGAGCGUCGCAAAAAAUGGGAACACUUUUUCAAAACUUAUGAUGCGUAUGAACACAUCAAAGAAAUUUGCUCACAUUCUCCGGGAAUAAUGCAUAGUUGUCCCAAGGAUCUUGCAUUGGCUUAUGAAAAUGCUGGUUUGAAGAAACAAGGCGAGGCUUGA
Molecule: messenger RNA, 276 nt
Organism: Thelazia callipaeda (thelaziosis nematode)
Lineage: Eukaryota; Metazoa; Nematoda; Chromadorea; Rhabditida; Thelaziidae
Source: the annotation of a GenBank genome assembly